AUGGUUCUCCGAGACUCCCUCUACAACAGUGUCUGUAUUGUCGGCCACCUCGGAUACGUUCGACCAAUAGGAACGAGGACUGUCUGGACUCUGGACUGUCUGGACUCAGGACUGUCUGGACUCUGGACUGUCUGGUCCCUGGACUGUCUGGACUGUCUGGACUCUGAACUGUCUGGUCUCCGGACUGUCUGGACUGUCUGGACUCUGGACUGUCUGGACUGUCUGGACUCUGAACUGUCUGGAGGCUGUGUAUGA
Sphaeroforma arctica JP610 is the source of this 255-nucleotide messenger RNA. RefSeq lists its product as hypothetical. The transcript is spliced from 2 exons. Bases 1 to 255 code for a protein of 84 amino acids. NCBI's taxonomy places the organism in Eukaryota, Ichthyosporea, Ichthyophonida. The record is from RefSeq and is a predicted model, not a curated record.